GUGAAGGUUUGUCUUCAACUCAGAACACCUCGACAUCUGUAAAGUUACGUCGUGGCACACGUCGACUUUAUUACCGUGUGGUUAGUUUAGCAUUUCUUUGUGUUUUAUAUUAUUUUCACAUGUUCAUUCUGCACAUACUUAUGAUAGAAUAUCGGUAAACAUUUCACUUUACGUUCUAUGAUUUCCAUCUUAAAAACUUAGUUAUGUACAUAAGGCAAUAAUACAGUGCGCCUCGGCUUUGAAAGUUUGUUUGGUCAUUUGGGACGCAGCUUUACGCAUCGCAUGUUACAUUGCGCAUGGAUUUCUCAAAACAUAAUAAAACUACAAAAUACCAACGUUUGACAUUCGCAUUUUGAGUUUACAAGCAGCGAAAGAGCGCAGUGAAAGCGGGCAAACAGCGAUGCCGCAACUGUGCCGAGUCUCCAGUAUUAACUUUCGCUGUCUUGCUUCUAAUCAAACUCUUACUUUCCGCUGUAUCUAAUUCCAUAUUUUCAAUUCCUGAUCAUUACUUUCCUCUUUUUCUUGCUCUAUCUAUCUAUCCAUCCCUCCCUCCCUCCUCUUUCUCUCUCCCUCCCUCCCUCUUCCUAGCUCUCUCCUUUGCUGAAUCUUAUUGAUCCAGAAGGUGGCUAAUUAGCCCUUCCCGUCGUGCCUGUGUAAUGAAGCACAUGCGCACUGAAUUAAUCACAGCCAUUUUUUGCAGGAAACUAAUUAGCAGGAAUAAAGAUCCAAAGAGUUUUUUUCUUUUCAAUCAUCAGAUCUCACUUUCACCUCUUCCUCUCUCCCUCUAACACAAGACUCAUCGCCUGCUUUGCAUCCAAAUUAUUUUUAUAUUGCCUUUACAACUAAUACUUCGUUUUUUUACUCUCCGCAACAACAAUGAUCUUUCUUUUGCCAUCCUAAACGCAAACUGACCAAAAGGGACUGCCUUGAUGGGAUCUUUAGCCAAACCGUCUCUAUACUGGAUUAAAAAGCGAGGAUCUCAAAGCGGCAGCAAAAAAUUGCCUGGAUGCGAUGAACGCCUCAUGUAGGCUUCAGCAUGGACAGCUGUGAGUCUCCCGUGGUUUCUGGGACAGACGAUGGGCUCGGUUCCUCCGCCACCUCCCAGCAGCAGCAGCACCAACAACCACAACAACAGCAGCAGCAGCAGCAGGAACACAACCCUACACAACCCUGGAACGAGCUCUCUAGCUCACCGGUACCGCUCCCUCCCUGCAGUCAGCCACCCUCUUCUUCCCUGGAGCCCCUGUCUCUCUCUGCCCCUUACCCCUCCCAGCUCCACAGCCCCAGCGCAUCUCCAGAAGGUGUGAGCGAUCCGCAGCAGCAGCAGCAGCAGACACUGACCACAGAUCAGCCAGCCAACGACAGCUCACGGAGAGAGCGGCUCAGGGAGGACGAGCAGGAGGGAGGGAGCUGCGACGAGGACGACGAGGAGUUGGAAGACUUGGACGAGAUGGAGAUCGACAGCUGUUUCCCGAGCCUGCAGCCCUUCCCCGGCAUGGCCAUCGCGCCCAGCGGAGGCGGCAUGCCCACGCUCCUGUGCCAGCAGCCCAACCAGCGGAGGGGCGUGGCGGAGAGCGGCAGCGAGGAGGGCGAAGAGGAGGAGGAGGAGGAGUGCAGCGAUGUGGAGAACCUGGCUGGAGAGAUUGUCUACCAGCCCGACGGCUCUGCCUACAUCGUGGAGAGUCUCAGCCAACUGAUCCAAAGCGACGGGGGCAUGCCGCCCGGCCUGCUGCCCACAAACUCUCUCCCCAGCUCGGGGAAGCCGGGUGAGCCGGCCGGGACCUCGUCCUCCGUGUACCCCCAGAUCAUCAACACGUUCCACAUAGCCUCGUCGUUCGGGAAGUGGUUCGGCUCAGACCAAGGCUACCCCAAUACCUCAACCCUGGCAGGCCUCAGUCCUGUCCUGCACAGUUACCGCGUCUUCGAUGUGCGGCACAAAAGCAACAAGGAUUACCUGAACAGCGACGGGUCUGCCAAGAAGUCCUGCGUAUCCAAAGAUGUACCAAACAACGUGGAUUUCUCCAAAUUCGACGGGCUGGCCCUCUACGGCAAGGGGAAGCCCAUCCUCAUGUGUUUCCUGUGCAAGCUGUCCUUCGGCUACACGCGCUCCUUCGCCACGCACGCCGUGCACGACCACCGCAUGACGCUGAGCGAGGAGGAGCGGCAGAUCCUGGGCCACAAGCAGGCCUCCGCCAUCAUCCAGGGCAUCGGCAAGGACAAGGAGCCCCUCAUUAGCUUCCUGGAACCAAAAAAUAAGAGCUCGGCGCCCACGCCGCCCGCCCACAUGCCCGUCAACUCGGGCCAGAGCUUUUACGGCACGUUCAGCGGCGUGCACCUGGAGACGGGCAACAGCGGCGGCGGCAACGGCAGCAACAACAGCGGUGGAAAUGAGCUCCACCUCGGAAAAGACUCCGACGCGAGUCUACAGCAGCAGCAGCAGGCUCAGCUGGGCUCCCUGCUCGGCAUCGGGCCACUCGGCAGCCCCAAAACCCCCACCCUCACCUCCACCCCGGGCCCUGCCAAAGACUCCAGCACCCUGCCCAAGCUGCAGGGUGGGAGACCAGAGGGGCCCUCUGGGAAAGAGGGGACUCACAGAGGGGAGGACGGGGAAGGGGCCGGCGGCUGCGAAGGCAAGCCGCAUCUCCCAGGCAUGGAGAUGGGCUCCGAAGAGGAUGAACUCUUAGAAGAAGAGUUGGAGGACGAGAUGGAGGACGAAGGUGGUUCAAGGGCCUGCGCCGGUGGUGGCGGCAGCAGCAACAGCAUCGGCGGAAACGGCAGUGGUGGUCAAGCAGGGGAACCGGCUCUCUCAAACCAAAGCAUUUCCAAAUCUCCUUUAUUAAUGCCUAGUAGCGCUCUCCAGCCACCCAGCACCUGCCCGUCUGCAGCCAGCCCCACGCUCCUCAACAGCAAGGCGCCGGGGGCUUCCUCUUCGUCGUGCACCGGGGGCCGGGGGGCCGAGGACCUGUCGGCUUCAGAUGGUGUUGGGGGGCGAGUCCCAGAGCUCCCUCUGAGCUUUAACUGCCAGGGGCCUUCGUCGUCAUCGACGACGGGUUCCGUGGCUAUGGCGGCCACCGCCAGCAGAGGGAGCGAGGGGAACGGUGACGGAACGGCAGCAUCGGCAGUGGCGGGCAACUCCUCUUCCUCGCCUCUGGCCUCUAGCGCGGCCGCCUCAGACGAAAGUGCCAACCGCGACAGUGCCACAGCUCCAGAACCAAAUGAAUGCCCGACCGAGGGCGAGGAGGACAGCGGCAGCUUCCUGCACCACCACCACCACCUGCACCCCCACCACCACCACCUGCAAUCCUCACCGCACGCCCACGCCGGCUUCGGGGGGCACCCGCACCAGGACCUGCUGGGCCUGGGCGAGUGCUCGCAGAACCACGGGCCCAGCGGCAGCGGCGUGGAGUGCCCCAAGUGCGACACGGUCUUGGGCUCCUCGCGCUCGCUGGGCGGCCACAUGACCAUGAUGCACUCGCGCAACUCCUGCAAGACGCUCAAGUGCCCCAAGUGCAACUGGCACUACAAGUACCAGCAGACGCUGGAGGCGCACAUGAAGGAGAAGCACCCGGACUCGGGCGGCAGCUGCGCGUACUGCACCAGCGGCCAGAGCCACCCGCGCCUGGCCCGCGGCGAGAGCUACACCUGCGGCUACAAGCCCUUCCGCUGCGAGGUCUGCAACUACUCCACCACCACCAAGGGCAACCUGAGCAUCCACAUGCAGUCCGACAAGCACCUGAACAACAUGCAGUCGCUGCAGAACGGCGGCCCCAUCACCACGGACGGCGCGCAGGUGUACGGCCACGCGGGCCCGGGAGGGGUGGUGGCGGUGCCAUCGGCCUCGCAGGGCAGCGCGCACCACCAGGCGCCCCACCAACACCAACACCAACACCAUCACCACCACGCCCCCAGCCAGUCGUCUGCGGGGCACAUGGCAGGCCCCUGCGGCACGCCCUCGCCCACCAAGCCCAAGAGCAAGCCCACGUGGCGCUGCGAGGUGUGCGACUACGAGACCAACGUGGCGCGCAACCUGCGCAUCCACAUGACCAGCGAGAAGCACAUGCACAACAUGAUGCUGCUCCAGCAGAACGUCACCCAGAUGCAGCACGGCCGCCUGGGCCUGGGGGCCAUGGCCUCGCCCUCCGAGGCCGAGCUCUACAAGUACUACCUGGCCCAGAACAUGAGCCUGCCACCGGGCCUCACCAUGGACCCCACGGGCGCCGACGCCCAGUUCCUGCUCGGAGGCUUCCACCUGGACCCCAACAUGGCCGCCUUAGCUCCAGCGCUAGGUCAAUUAGGUGGAGAGCUCCCCAUGGACAUGCGCCUGGGCUCGGGCCAGCUGGUCUCCGAGGAGCUGAUGACCCUGGGCGAGAGCCUGUCCCAGACCAGCGACCCCUCCCUCAAGCUCUUCCAGUGCGCCGUCUGCAACCGCUUCACCACCGACAACCUGGAGGUGCUGGGCCUGCACAUGGGCGCCGAGCGCAGCCUGCCCGAGGAGGAGUGGCGCGCCGUGCUGGGCGACUCGCACCAGUGCAAGCUGUGCCACUACACCACGCAGCUCAAGGCCAACUUCCAGCUGCACUGCAAGACGGACAAGCACGUGCAGAAGUACCAGCUGGUGGCGCACAUCAAGGAGGGCGGCAAGGGCAACGAGUGGCGGCUCAAGUGCGUGGCCAUCGGCAACCCCGUGCACCUCAAGUGCAACGCCUGCGACUACUACACCAACAGCCUGGAGAAGCUGCGCAUGCACACGGUCAACGCCCGCCACGAGGCCAGCCUCAAGCUCUACAAGCACCUGCAGCAGCAUGAGAACGCCGUGGAGGGCGAGGCCUGCUACUACCACUGCGCGCUGUGCAACUACUCCACCAAGGCCAAGCUCAACCUGAUCCAGCACGUGCGCUCCAUGAAGCACCAGCGCGGCGAGAGCCUGCGCAAGCUGCAGCGGCUGCAGAAGGGCCUGCCGGAGGAGGAGGAGGAGCUCAGCGCCAUCUUCACCAUCCGCAAGUGCCCCUCCUCCGCCGACACCGGAGAACUGAGUGAGGAUGUGGAAGCUGCCAGUGAGAUCACUACAGACCAGGAGGACCAAACCAAAGACAGAGAGAGUGGGGGGGAGAAGGAGCUCACCAAAGGGACAGGAGCAGGAGCAGCAGCGGCGGCCGCAGCAUCAGCAGCAGCAGCUUCAGCAUCAGUGGCAGCAUCCAGCCAUUUGGAGCGAGAGAGGGAACGGGAGAGGGAGCGGGAGCGGGAAAGGGAGAGGGAGAGGGAGCGGGAGCAGUCGGAGUCCCCGGCCCCCUCCAAGCGCCCGUCUUCGAGGUCUGGGGCGGCGGAGAGCCCCCUGUCCUCCAAGAGGCCCCGCACGGCUGACAAGAGUGCUGGAGAGCAGAUGUUACAGUGCCCCUACUGCAAGUUCACCAAUACCGAUUUGAACCGGCUCAGGAUGCACGUCAUGACGCAGCACUCAGUCCAGCCGAUGAUCCGCUGCCCUCUCUGCCAGGACAUGCUCAACAACAAGGUCCACCUGCAGUUCCACCUCACGCACCUGCACAGCGUGGCGCCUGACUGCGUGGACAAGCUCAUUGCCACUGUGGCAACUACAGAAGCUUUGCCAGCAAGCAUGUUCAUACCGGUCCCCAGCCCAGAAAGGGAGGCACAAAGCACCCCGCAGUCUACAGCCAACACUGGCAGUGAUGACACAAAGAAACAGACAGAAACCUUAGACGCUGAACAUGAGAAACUUCCUCUGCCUGCAGAGGUGACCGAAAUUCGCAAGUCGCCACUGGAGGACCACCAGACUGGAAGAGGAGAGGAUGCAACCGGGUUCCUAUGCUGGAAAAAAGGCUGCAACCAGGUCUUCAAGUCCUCCAGUUCACUCCAGAUGCAUUUCAACGAAGUCCACAACAAAAGGCCUCAGCUGCCUGUCUCUGACCGACACGUCUACAAGUACCGCUGCAACCAGUGCAGCUUGGCUUUCAAGACAGUGGAGAAGCUGCAGCUCCACUCGCAGUACCACGUCAUCAGGGCUGCCACCAUGUGCUGCCUGUGCCAGCGAAGCUUCAGGUCGCUGCAGAAGCUGAAGCAGCACCUGGAAACAAGUCACCUGGAACUGAGCGAGACUGAUAUCCAGCAGCUCUAUGGAGGAUUACUGAUGAACGGAGAUCUCAUGGCUUUGGGCGACCCGACCCUCGGCGAUGACCAAGCCAUUCUGGCAGAAGAUGACAAAGAAGGAGAGGACAGUGAUGCGGAGGAAAAACAGAGUCCGACUGGUAGUGAUUCCGGGUCUCUGCUAGAGGACUCUGGAUCUGAGCCCAAGAGAGCCCUGCCAUUUAGAAAGGGUCCCAACUUCACAAUGGAGAAGUUCCUGGAUCCGUCUCGACCUUUCAAAUGCACAGUGUGCAAAGAGUCUUUCACACAGAAAAAUAUCCUGCUUGUUCAUUACAACUCUGUCUCCCACCUGCACAAGGUGAAGCGCGCGCUGCAAGAGUCCACGGCUGGACAGCCAGAGCCCACAAGCAGCCCUGACAACAAACCUUUCAAGUGUAGCACUUGCAAUGUGGCAUACAGCCAGAGCUCAACUCUAGAGAUACAUAUGCGAUCUGUGCUUCAUCAGACAAAGGCCCGAGCAGCCAAGCUUGAAGCAGCAGGUGGGAUUCCAACCUCUGUUAGCACUGGACUAAGUGGAGGGGCCUCCACAACCAUUAGCACUUCAACGCCCAGCCCAAUUCCAACCUCCAACUCCACCUCAAUCUCAAACAGCAACAGCGUCUGCUCUCCCGCACGUGUCCAGACUGUGCAGAGCAUGCUUGGGGGCAACCACCUCAGCCAGUCGCACAACACUGAAAGCCUGAGUAACUCGGCUUGUCAUCCGUCCCCUGCUGAAAACCAUGACAUGAAAAAGAAGAAGUUUGCCGACAUGCUGUCUGCUCGUAGCCACCAGCAGCAGCUCCAGCAGCAGCAGCAGCAGUUGGCCCAGGCCCAGGCUCAGGCCCAGGCCCAGCUUCAGCAGGAGCUGCAGCAGCAAGCUGCAAUUCUGCAGUCUCAGCUCUUCAACCCACUUCUGCAGCACUUCCCCAUGACGACAGACGCUCUUCUCCCACUGCAACAGCAGCAGCUGCUCUUCCCCUUCUAUAUCCCUGGAGCAGAGUUCCAGCUGAACCCAGAAAUGAAUCUGAGCAGCUCCUCUCUCGGCCUGAGCAGUCAAUCGGCUGCCGCCAUGCUGGAGGAGCAGAAGAAUUCGGCUCAGCAGCAGGCCCAGCAGAGCUGUCUCCAGCAGCAGCUGAUGCACCAUCACAUGCAACAGCAGCACCAGGCCCACUCCCAGGCCUCAAGCCAAAUGGCUCUGCUUCAGCAGAGCGCAUCGCUCUCACAGCAAGCUGAGAAGAAACCAAAGCCUCCUGUCAUCAUGAAUGAGAAAGAGCGGGAGCUUCCAAAGGAAAAGGCUGAGAGAGUUGAGAGAAUUGAGGACCACACUCCUAAAGAAAUGCCUGAAAACAUGAAACCCAAGGAGAGGAAAGACUUUCAACCUCAAUCUCAACCUCAACCUCAACCUCCGCCUCAGCCUCAGCCUCAAGCUCAACCUAGCGUGAACCAUGAUCCUGCCUUUCUUCCUCCUAGAAUCGCUUCAGAUGCCAGAGGCAACGCAACCAAAGCCCUUCUGGAGAAUUUUGGAUUUGAGUUAGUGAUUCAAUACAAUGAAAACAAACAGAAGGCACAGAAAAAGGCAGCAAGCGCUGCACCCGGCCCAGCAGCCGGCCCACCGCCUAUCAGCCGAGCUGUGGAUCACAUUGAAGGACUGGAGAAGUUGGAAUGUGAGGCAUGUGGCAAGCUCUUCUCCAACAUAUUGAUUCUGAAGAGCCACCAAGAGCACAUUCACCAGUCCUUCUUCCCAUUCAGGUCACUCGAGAGGUUUGCCAAGGAGUACCGAGAGCAGUAUGACAAGCUUUACCCAAUGAGACCCCCAACUCCAGAGGCUGCUCCCCCACCCCCACCACCUCCUCCACCUCCCCCUCCACCACCACCUCCACCUCCUCCUCCUCCGCAGAGAGCACCAACACCAAAUAUCCCUGUCUCUGCCCCUGCACUUACGCCCCCAACAGUUCCACCUCCACAGCCCUCUGUUUCCAUGCCUCAGAUGUCCAUGCCCAUGGACCUGCCUCUCUUCUCCCCUCUGAUGAUGCAGCCCAUGUCCCUUCAGUCCCUGCCCUCUCAGAUGCCUGGGCAGCUACAAUCUGUAGAGGCAGGGCUGGCCUCUGAUCUUGCACAGCUUUACCAGCAGCAGCUCACCCCGGCCAUGCUGCAGCAACAGCAGAACAAGAGGCCACGCACCCGCAUCACAGAUGACCAGCUCAGGGUCCUCCGACAGUAUUUCGACAUAAACAAUUCCCCCAAUGAGGACCAAAUCAAAGAGAUGGCAGAUAAGUCAGGGCUUCCCCAGAAGGUGAUCAAGCACUGGUUCCGCAAUACUCUCUUCAAGGAACGCCAGCGCAACAAAGAUUCUCCUUAUAACUUUAACAACCCACCGAUCACCACCCUAGAAGACAUCAAAAUAGACUCUAAACCACCUUCACCUGAGCCUCUUAAAACUGAGAGCUAUGGGAGUAAGAGAUCCUCAAGGACAAGGUUCACAGAUUACCAGCUUAGGGUAUUACAAGACUUCUUUGAUGCCAAUGCCUACCCUAAAGAUGAUGAAUUUGAACAGCUCUCUAACCUGCUUAGUCUGCCAACUCGAGUCAUUGUAGUGUGGUUCCAGAAUGCCAGACAAAAGGCUCGAAAGAACUAUGAGAACCAGGGAGAAGGCGCAAAAGACGGCGAAAGGCGUGAGCUGUCCAAUGACCGUUACAUUCGCACCAACAACCUGAACUACCAGUGCAAGAAGUGCAGUCUGGUGUUCCAACGCAUUUUUGACCUCAUCAAGCACCAAAAGAAGCUAUGUUACAAAGAUGAAGAUGAGGAUGGACAAGAGGAUAGUCAAAAUGAAGAUUCACUUGACCUUACUCAUGAGUACUACACCCCAUCCGGGUCUUCAGGCCACACUCCAAUGCCCACAUCCUCAAGCCUCUGCCCCCUUCCACCGUCCACCUCAGCUUUCUCCCACAUGACAUCCUCAGAGAAGGAAGAGGCCACCACAGCAAACACGUCCAACCCAUUAGAUGAAAAGCCCAAAUUCUCUGCUGAAACGUCCCUUGAUCGCAGAGACAGCCAGCUCACCAGCCAGCUCUCCAGCCAACCAACUCUGAAACAGGAAAGUAUGCACAGGGCUGAAACACCACAACCAAAACACUCCAGAGAAGAAAAGCCCCUGAUGGCGCCAAAGAACACGAAGCAUUCAUCUCCCUCCAUAUCCCAGCAACCACCUCAUAGUGUUGCCACAGCCUCUCGCUCUAGCCCAGCUCCCUCCCAGAGCUCUCACAUGUCACUGAACCCACACUUGUCCUCAGCCACACAGCAGCAGCUAGCUCAGCAGAUGAUCCAAUACCAGUGUGAGCAGUGCAAGCUGGCGUUCCCCUCAUUCGAACACUGGCAAGAACACCAGCAGCUGCAUUUCCUCACUGUCCAAAAUCAGUUCAUCCAUCCCCAGUUUUUAGACCGCCCCAUGGAUAUGCCUUUCAUGCUUUUUGACCCCAGCAACCCCCUGCUGUCAAGCCAGCUUCUCUCUGGGGCCAUGCCGCAAAUGUCAAGCAGCUCUGCCACUUCUCCCUCAACACCAACCUCCACCAUGAACUCCUUGAAGAGGAAGUUGGAGGAGAAAGCGGGCACCAGUCCAGGGGAGAACGACAGCACCCACAGUGGUGAGGAACCUCAGAGAGACAAGCGGUUGAGAACAACCAUUACACCAGAGCAGCUGGAGGUUCUCUACCAGAAAUAUCUUCUGGACUCCAACCCAACCCGUAAGAUGCUCGAUCACAUUGCCGCUGAGGUUGGACUGAAGAAACGAGUGGUGCAGGUGUGGUUCCAGAACACUAGAGCCAGAGAAAGGAAAGGGCAGUUCAGGGCAGUUGGACCAGCUCAGGCCCAUCGCCGCUGUCCUUUUUGCCGUGCCCUGUUCAAAGCCAAGACAGCCCUUGAGGCACACAUUCGUUCACGCCACUGGCAUGAAGCUAAACGUGCUGGCUACAACCUGGCUCUCUCAAACAUGCUGCCUGACACAGAGGGGCUGCAGAUGAAGAUGGACCCUUUGGAUAUCGCCAGCUAUUCUCACCUAAUGUCCUCCAACAACAGUGAUGGACAGUGUUCGUCUCUGUCACCUGUAAAAAACAUGGAUUUGUCCCCAAGGACCCUUAUGAGUCCCACAUCUAUUAAAGUUGAGGGAAUGGAGGACUUUGAAAGCCCAACAAUGUCCUCUGUGAAUAUGGGAUUUGACCCAAGCAAACUGGACAAUGACGAUUGUUCCUCUGUGAACACAGCUAUCACUGACACCACCACUGGUGAUGAGGCCAACGCUGACAAUGACAGUACAGAUAUCAAGCAUGGCCACAACAGUGACAUUAUGUCCAAAUCUGGAGGGACAGCAGCCUCCCUUGAGAAUGAGGACCAGAUGUCCUCAGGACUUGUCAGCCCUGCAACAAGCUAUUAUGCUAGAGAUUACGAGAAUGAGCACAUUGUGGAUCACAGUGAGACCUCGAGUCUGGCUGACCCCUGCUCUCCUAGCCCUGGAGCAUCUGGAAGUAAGAGCAUGAGCAUAGAUAGUGACAGACCUGGUCAGAAGCGCUUCCGGACACAGAUGACUAAUCUCCAGCUGAAAGUGCUCAAAUCCUGUUUCAACGACUACAGGACCCCCACUAUGCUGGAGUGUGAAGUAUUAGGAAAUGACAUUGGACUUCCAAAGAGAGUUGUGCAAGUCUGGUUCCAAAAUGCUCGUGCCAAGGAGAAAAAGGCCAAGCUCAGCAUGGCGAAACACUUCGGCAUCAACCAGACCUCCUAUGAGGGUCCCAAAACGGAGUGUACACUUUGUGGCGUCAAGUACAGUGCUCGCCUUUCAGUCCGAGACCACAUCUUCUCCCAGCAGCAUAUAGCUAAGGUGAGGGACACCAUUGGGAGCCAGCUUGACAAGGAGAAAGAGUACUUUGACCCGGCCACUGUUCGCCAGCUGAUGGCCCAGCAAGAAAUGGAUCGUAUCAAGAAAGCCAAUGAGGUAUUGGGCCUUGCUCAACAGCAAGCAAUGCAGCAACAGGGCAUGUUCGACAGCCCUGCCCUGCAAGCCCUGAACCUUCAGUCAGCUUACCCAAAUCUACAGGGAAUACCCCCUGUUCUGCUGCCAGGAGUUGGCAGCCCUUCCUUACCAGGCUUUAACUCAUCAAACUCAGCUUUAACUCCUCCGAAACCUCCAAACCUCCUGAACAUGCCUGGUGCCAGUGUCCCCUCACCAAGUCUCCCCACAUCCGGUUUGCCCAACAAGCCUCCAUCAUCUUCAUCAUUGGCCUCACCCAGCCCAGCUCAGGCCAGCACUUCCGUCGCUCACUCCAACCCCACAUCAAGCUCGACAUCCACAUCAACCACUUCACGUCCCAGCUCCCGACACGAACCAACCCCCAAAGAGCGUGAGGUGGAAAGACCACGGGAGAAGGAAAAGCCCAAGGAGAAGGUAGAUAAGUCUGCUACGCCCUCUUCCAUGGGGGGCACUCCAGCACCCACCACCUCCGCUGCCAGCGCCAAGAAGGAGAAACCAGACACAGCUGUUCCUGCCACGUCCAUGCCAACUCCUGGAAUGGAGUAUGUGGUAGACCCUGCCCAGCUCCAGGCCUUACAGGCAGCAUUGGCGUCUGACCCCACAGCCCUGCUCACUAGUCAGUUCCUCCCCUAUUUCAUGCCUGGCUUCUCCCCGUAUUACGCCCCUCAAAUACCCGGUGCUCUCCAGGGAGGAUACCUGCAGCCCAUGUACGGCAUGGAGAGCCUUUUCCCCUACAACCCAGCUUUAUCCCAGGCUCUUAUGGGGCUCUCCCCAGGGUCCCUGCUUCAGCAUUACCAGCAAUAUCAGCAGAGCCUGCAAGAGGCGCUGCAGCAGCAACAGCGGCAGCUCCAGCAAAUCCAGCAACCCAAAGCGAGCCAAACUCCUGUUCCUAACCAGUCCUCCGGGGACCGCAAAGAAACUGCCAAAGAGCCAGUGAAAUCAGAGGAAAAGAAAGGCACUCCCCCCAUUGAUACCUCCUCCUCAUCGUCUCACAAUAACCUAUCCACAGAGAAGCAUGAGAUGGAUGGCAAAGGUGCGGAACCCCUUCUCGACCAGUACAUCGUCCCCAAAGUGCAGUACCGGCUGGCGUGCCGUAAGUGUCAAGCUGUUUUCAGCAAGGAGGAAGCGGCCAUUAGCCACCUGAAGUCGAUCUGCUUUUUCGGUCAGUCUGUGGCAAACCUGCAAGAAAUGUUGCUUCGAGUCCCCAGCAGCGCGAGUGGAGCAGAGGGCAGUCUUUAUGACUGCCUGGCCUGCGACACCACACUAGAAGGGGACAAAGCUCUCAGUCAACACCUGGAGUCGGCCUUGCACAAACACAGAACAAUGAAGCGAUCAGCCAGAAAUGCCAAAGAGCAUGCUACUAGUUUAUUACCUCACUCUUCAGCCUGCUUCCCCGAUCCUAACACCGCAUCUACCUCGCAGUCUGCCACUCAUUCAAACAGCACCCCCACUCCCCCGCCAACGCCAUCAGCCGCCAUGCCGUCCUCUUCUGCCCCUUCAUCCUCAUGCUCAUCCUCCUCGACGUCCACCCCACUCAGCACCACAGCCGCCAGCAAACCCUGGCCCCAGGCCCCUUUCUCCAGAGCGUUAGCUGGAAAGCCCAAUGCCACUCCUUCCACAUUGUCAUCAUUUCCUCCAGUAUCCUCUCCUUCAACGGUUACCUCAAGUUCAUUGAGCACCUCAGGGGUUCAGACCUCGAUACCAACAGACGUCUUUACUGACGAGUCUGACUCUGAUAGCAGUCAGAAGUCGGCCGACAGACUGGGCAGGGCUGCGGAGGAGACUCAGCCCAGCUGUCUCAAAGACAGUAAUAGUUGUAGUACUCUUGCUAGUGUAGGAACAGACUCCAUCAGAUUGUAAAAGAGCUUUCAACGAUGAACAAUAUUUAAAAAAUCUAAAAGACAAAAAAAAGACAAACACAAAAAGAAAAAAAACAAAACAAAAAAGCAGCGAUGUUAAAAUAUGUUUAAAAGUAUACAAACCAAUUUCAAAAAAAGAUGUGUAAAGACUAACUGCAAUUCCAAAGCUUGUAACCAAAAAUUUAAAUGUUAGUGGAUUGUUUUCCCAUAUCAACAUGCUGGUUUUUGUUUAUUUCAACUUCAAAUAUAUAUAUAUACAUGUAUAAAUAAAUAGAGAAGAUCACUGCAGUUAAGUUUUGGCUUAUGAUAGAGGAAUGCUGUAUAGCAAUGGACUGCCUCAAAGUUGUUUUAAUGGCCCCCAAUCCCUGACACAAAGUACAAUUUAACAAGCUGUCCCUUGUUUGCAGAAGUAUUUCCAUAGCACAGUCAGCCAGUGUGUACUGUAUGGGAGAAUAGUCUUACAGUUUCUUGCGAUCUAAAACGUUCAAAUACCAAUGGCUUGCUUAAGUUAACAAAUGAUGUAACGUCUAUUUUAUUCUCAGGUCAACAGCUCACAAUUAUUUUCUGUUACAGAAAUUCAUCACUCUGUUUUUACUUUGUUCCAGACAUUUUUGUUUUUAAAGUUUGAUUUGACUGGCAGAAAGUAUUCAAACGCAAAAUGAAAGCAUAGCUUUCUGGGCAUUCAAAAAGGGUAGCUGAAUGGCUGGUUGAAAACAUUUAAAAAAUCUUUCACAUGAAAUUAGCACUCCCUCAUAACCCAGACACACAAAGCAUUGCAGACUUGGUGAUGGGGAUAAAAAAAAGAUUUUUUUAAAGAAAAAAACUCUGUAUUUAUGAUAGAUAUAAACAUUUUUGGUGUUAAGUAGAUUGUUGCAUUGGAAAUGAAUUUAAACAGUAUGGUAGACUGAAAACUCUUUGUGUACAUUUAGCUUUUGUAUUGUCCAACUUUAAGGCGCUUCAUUUGAUGUUGUCUUGGUCAUUCCAAUAGACUAGAUUAAGGAGCAGUAACAGAUCUAUACUUUAUUUCUGUCUUAUCCUUGCCUACCUGGCUAACGUUCACCCAACUGCCAAUAACUGACAAGGCAGGUUUCCCUUUUCUCUCAAGGGUUUUUUCUGUCUCCUUUUGGGUUGGUGUGAAUCCAACCAAAAACUAAAAGAAAUCUGAGGUGUUGAAAAAUAUUGAUUAUUUUUGUGUUACCUUUGUGCACUUACCACUGUCUGACUGUCCCUCCCCUUUUAUCCUUUUUUCUCUCUUUCUCUCCGUCCCAUGCCCUUUUCAUUUUUUCAAGCCUUGCCUUUGUAGAUAUGGAGAUAGUUACUUCUCCUUGUGCACUACAAAGCAGAUGUUUGUUUUUCAUAGUGUGGCUGCAGUCUGUUUAUGGCUUUAUUUUAUUAAUUUUUUAUGUCAUAUAUUAAAAUGAAAAAGAAUAAUAAUAAUAAUUCUCACGCUUUAAAAACAAAAGAAAAUCCAAAGACUAAACACUUUCACCAUUGGUGCAUAAAGAUGAGAAAAGAGGCUUCUUUAUACUUGAGAAUUUGUUGCUGUUUUUAAAGGAAAGAAAACAAAGUUUUAAAAUAAAGGAGUACGCAUCAGAGUUGCCGUUUUUGCUUCUUUGCAAGCAGACAGGUGGCUUUUUUUACGUAGGAUACCAAGAAUACCAAAAACCAAAAAAGGGCCCUUGUCCUUACAUUGUGGAGUAGCACCGUUACAGAGCCAUUGCAGUUUGUAAGAUAGAGGUUAAAAAGCUCUCUCUAUUUUUUUUCCUGUCACACAAUUUUUGGUUUCAUUGUUUGUUUUUAAAGAAAUGUAUAAGGUCUGGUCUUUGAGGACAUAUGUUUUGCUGCUAAUGUAGAUUUUGAGAAGAAAAAAAAAUACCUAGAUGCAUGCUCAUUUUGUUUUUUGGCUAAGCUUUAAUGAAAAGACAAACAAUAAACCAUCUCCCUGCCUCUGCGA
This is a messenger RNA of Engraulis encrasicolus (European anchovy), 14974 nucleotides long. RefSeq names its product zinc finger homeobox 3b (gene zfhx3b). Bases 1037 to 13021 code for a protein of 3994 amino acids. The record is from RefSeq and is a predicted model, not a curated record. Gene Ontology annotation, cellular component: nucleus. Gene Ontology annotation, biological process: regulation of transcription by RNA polymerase II; regulation of neuron differentiation. The transcript is spliced from 10 exons. Gene Ontology annotation, molecular function: DNA-binding transcription factor activity, RNA polymerase II-specific; RNA polymerase II cis-regulatory region sequence-specific DNA binding; zinc ion binding. NCBI's taxonomy places the organism in Eukaryota, Metazoa, Chordata, Actinopteri, Clupeiformes, Engraulidae.